This is a messenger RNA of Diaporthe citri, 1572 nucleotides long. RefSeq lists its product as uncharacterized. Gene Ontology annotation, molecular function: protein serine/threonine kinase activity; ATP binding. The transcript is spliced from 2 exons. NCBI's taxonomy places the organism in Eukaryota, Fungi, Ascomycota, Sordariomycetes, Diaporthales, Diaporthaceae. The record is from RefSeq and is a predicted model, not a curated record. Bases 1 to 1572 code for a protein of 523 amino acids. Gene Ontology annotation, biological process: maturation of SSU-rRNA. Gene Ontology annotation, cellular component: cytosol; preribosome, small subunit precursor.
AUGGCCCAAGAACCAGUAUCAGAUGCUCACAAAGAGCCCAUAAGUCAAACGACAACCGCAGAGGAGGUGGACAACGAAGAAGACGACCUUGAAGACAUUUUCGAAGAAGACGAUUUCGACCUCGAUGGCGCCGAGGGCAGGUCAUUCGAGGGCAGGUCAUUCAACAGACAAGCGGCCAACGGGCCAGCAGGCGCCGUGUCAAGAUCGAGCAAACCAUCUGCGAACACACAGGCGAACGUGGACGAUCAAAUAUCCGCACUCUCGAAGCAUGCCGCCAAGAUCCGUCUCGACGAUGUCAAGCAAACGCAGGAUCGCGACAAGGACAAGGCCGACCGCGCCACGAGCGAACUGGUGCUGGACCAGCGCACGCGCAUGAUCCUGCUGCAAAUGAUCAACCGCGGCGUCGUCUCCGAGAUCCACGGCGCGAUCAGCACGGGCAAGGAGGCGAACGUCUACGGCGCCGUGCUGCACCCAGAAGAUGGCUCCGAGCCCGCACAAAAGGCGAUCAAGAUCUACAAGACGGCGAUUUUGGUCUUCAAGGACCGCGAGAGGUACAUCACUGGCGAGCACCGCUUCAAGGGCGGCUCGGAGAAGGGGAACAACAGGAAGAUGGUCAAGCUAUGGGCUGAGAAAGAGUUCCGGAAUCUCAGGAGGAUACACUCCGCCGGCAUACCGUGCCCAGAGCCGAUCUCUCUCAAGCUACACGUACUUGUUAUGGACUUCCUUGGCGACAAGAAGGGGUGGGCGUACCCAAGGCUACGAGAUGCGCAGGUCUCGAGCGACGACGAGUGGAGGGAUCUCUACAUUCAACUGCUCGGUCUUAUGAGGCGCAUGUACCAGGUCUGUAGGCUUGUGCACGCCGAUCUGAGCGAGUACAACAUUCUUUACCACGACCAGACACUAUACAUCAUCGAUGUGUCCCAGAGUGUCGAACACGACCACCCUCGAUCGCUCGAGUUCUUGCGCAUGGAUAUUAAGAAUGUAGGCGAUUUCUUCAGGCGGAAGGGGGUCGACACUCUGGCAGAUCGCACAGUGUUUGACUUCAUCAUCGAAUCACAAGGACCGGUUGAGGGAGCCGAGAUGAAGAAGAGCGUCGAGUUGCUUUAUGAAAGUAGGUCGGCGGUUGGCGAGGACGAUCAAGCCAUCGCAAACCAAGAAGUCGACAACGAGGUGUUCCGGAACCAAUACAUCCCACAGACACUCGAGCAAGUGUACGAUAUUGAGGCAGAUGGACAGAAGCUUGGCACAGGGGAGGGCGACUCGCUGGUCUACCGAAAUCUCCUCGCUGAUCAGGUUGUACCAUCCAAGGACGACAAGGCAGGUGCAGACGGAGCUGCUCAAGGGAGCGCCGAUUCAGUUGACGAGUCUGACGACGGCGCAUCGCUGAACGAGAGCGGAAGCGAGUCUGACGAGGGUGAUGGUCGACCACGUGGAAAGAGGUUCCUAGACAAGGACGAGAAAAGGGCCCACAAACAAGCAGUCAAAGAGUCCAAGCGGGAGAAGAGGAAAGAGAAGAUGCCAAAAUCUGUCAAGAAGAAAUUGGUAAACUCGACAUCUAGAAAGAAGAAAUAA